AAAAAUAUUUCUUGUACAUUUCAAUCAUAAGUAGAUAUGGCUAGAUUUAACUCUCAGAUUACUACGCUAUUCAUUGUUGUAGCUUUGGUGUGUGCAUUUGUUCCAACUUUCUCAGUCAAAGAAGCUGAAGCAAAUUUAUUAUGGAAUACUUGUCUUGUUAAAUUCACUCCUAAGUGUGCGUUAGAUAUAAUUGCUGCUGUCUUCGAAAAUGGAACAAUGCCUGAUCCUUGUUGCAACGAUCUUGUCAAAGAAGGAAAAGUGUGUCACGAUUCGCUUAUUAAAUAUAUUGCAGAUAAACCCAUGUUAAUUGCUCACGAAACAGAAUACUUAAAGAAGAGUGAUGACUUGUGGAAACAUUGUGUCUCAAUCUCCAAAAGUGCUUGA
This is a messenger RNA of Arabidopsis thaliana (thale cress), 384 nucleotides long. Its product is annotated as inhibitor/lipid-transfer protein/seed storage 2S albumin superfamily protein (DUF784). Gene Ontology annotation, cellular component: extracellular region. The transcript has a single exon. The coding region runs from base 37 to 384 and encodes 115 amino acids. Lineage: Eukaryota; Viridiplantae; Streptophyta; Magnoliopsida; Brassicales; Brassicaceae. The record is from RefSeq and is marked reviewed.